Molecule: messenger RNA, 2149 nt
Organism: Lingula anatina
Lineage: Eukaryota; Metazoa; Brachiopoda; Lingulata; Lingulida; Lingulidae
Product: galactose-3-O-sulfotransferase 2-like
Biological process (GO): glycolipid biosynthetic process
Cellular component (GO): membrane
Molecular function (GO): galactosylceramide sulfotransferase activity
Source: RefSeq, a predicted model, not a curated record
GUUAGUCAUCAGUACGAAAGCAGUGAAAUAAGUUGGUACUGCACGGCGCGGGUUAUAAAGCACCAUGUCAGGACUGAAAUGGAAACUUGCGAUCCUUAUGAUAGUUUGCAUAUUUACAGGCAGUAUUGUAUUUUAUUUCCUGGGAGUUAGAAGCAAACACUCCAUCGACCUCAGAGGUGGAAAUCGACGUAUUUCUUACGAAGGGGAUUCUACCAUUAAGGCGUCUAAGCCGGGAUGCUUAAUCGGAGACUUGAAGAACUCCUUAGUAUAUUGGUCUGGUCGAAAUGUUGAUACGGAAUUACGUCUAACAACCGGAAAUUGGUCAUCUUCGAACUCCUAUCUACAGACGUCAUGUACGCCCAACAAACACAUCGUCUUCGUGAAAAUACCAAAAACUGGUUCGACCACCGUUGCCAGCGUUUUUCUUCGCUAUGGUUUUCGUAAUGAUUUGAAAGUUGUCCUCCCUGCUACCCAGAACACACUCCUUAGACUGAAGCAAUCGGAAUAUGACAUCAUGAGGGAUGAAUAUGACAAAAAUCCUCACUAUGAUAUAAUGACACACCAUAGUAAAUACGACCGAAAGGCAGUGGAGAAACUGAUGCCUUUGGAUUCAGUCUAUGUUGUUAUGCUGAGAGAACCAGUAAGUCGUUUCAAGUCUGCUUUCAAUUACUUCCGCGUCAGUAAAAAGUUUGGUAUUCAGGGCAAAAAUCAGUUAAAAACAUAUCUCAGCACCCCUAAAUUUUAUAACUCCAAACAAUCUGGGUUGUUAUUCAACGCAAUGAUUAAUUAUUUGGGAUAUUCUACUGCGACAACUUCAGUGCAAAACUUCAUCAACGAGAUAGAUCGGGAUUUUGAUUAUGUUUUGAUAAUGGAAUACACGGACGAGGGGUUGGUGAUGCUGAAACGCAGGUUUUGCUGGGAUAUUGGAGAUGUCAUAUACCUCAAAAUACACGAAGUCAAGCGCAAAAACUACCAAGAACUGAUAAAAGGAAACACAGACCCGGAAAUACCCGAAAAGCUGCGUAAAUUCAGUGAAGAAGAUUUCUUGCUGUAUGACUAUUUCAGGAGAAAAUUUGAAAACAUACUUCACAAGCAGAAUGCGGAUUUCUUUGAAGAAGUUCAAUUUUUGAGAGAAGUUAACAGAAAAAUUGCAGCCUUUUGUAGCUCCAAGUCUGACACAACUUUAGACAUUGUGCCAUGUCGCUGGACCCGUGGGUUUACAAUUCACAAACCGUACUGCAAAUUGAUGAUGAUUGCAAACAGGCCAUUUUCGGUUUUAUUGAAGAGUAGUUAUUUCAAAGGUAUCUUUAAUGACAUUAUACUUCCUAAAGUAUGAUUUAUAUGGGACUACUAACAUUAUAUUAAAAAAAGAAACAAAGGGGAAACUGCUCCAUUUGAACAACUUUCCGUGUUUGGAUACAUUUCCCUUAAUGCUAAUACCUUACAUAUUACGUUGUGUAAUUGUUUAGAUUGUUUAACAUGUGUAAUUGUUUAUAUUGUUUAACUAACAUCAUAUCAUAGACUCAAAAUUGCAUUGUUUAUUAUUUUAUUUUUGCAAAAUUCAAGUUUUGUUUUAAACAAAGUAUUUAAUUCCAUGUCCUCAAGGAGGGCCUUGUGGGAGAUAGGUGCCGCCUAACAUCGUUCGACCCUCUAAAAUUAAACAUUUUGUCAUUCAAUCUACCAAACUAUCGUGCAGUAUCUCAUCUGUCAUAGAUAACUGACAUAUUUAUCUUCCAGGAUUGUUUGAACUCGAUAUGCCAUAGUAUUGGGUAUCUGUUGCCUUACGAUUCUACCUAUCUCUCAUUUGUUCUUUUUUAAAUGGUCCAGUUUAAAUGAUAGCAUCAGAAAAUGUCAAAGUCCGACUCAUUUUAUGCUAAAUUCCACCCUUUAUAUUUUCUACGUGUUCAGAUACUAGGAUGCUUUCAUACUGUGGUAUAUGGCAUAUGUAUGGCCUAACUGUGGAAGCCCGUGUCAUAUUAUUCAUAUAAGCUUGCCACAGAAAGAGUUGUUCCUGGAAGUUACGAGCUUGCAUUGCUAAACACUGUAACGAUAACGGAGGUAUAUAUAUAGAAAACAAUUUAUAGACGUCUCAAAGAAAAUCGAAGUAUUAUCUUUGCUUUAGUUUCGUGUGUAGGGCGUGAAUCAAUAA